AUGGAUGCCGUAGAUUUAUUUAGAAAACUUGGAGCUGGGGCGAAGUUUGAUAUUAAAAGGUUUGGGAAAGAUGCCGAACGAUUUAAGGUGGUGAGGUCUCAGAAAAAAGAUGGACCAUCUAACCCUCUGACAGGAAUCAGCUUCUUUGGCACAAAGACACAGGGUCAUGUCCCAGAAGCUGAUGUCUGUGAAGAAGAUGAGGAGACUAAUAACCAAGAGUUAAAGACGUCGGAGAACGAGCAAGCCUCUCGCAAGGAUAAAAGGAAAAGACACGAUGAUGAGGGUCGUCUGAAAACAACGCAAAAGAAGAAAAAAACAAGUAAAAAGCAAAUCAGAGAUGAAGAGAUUCUCAGUGGUCAAGAUGAAGAGACAGAGAGUGAAGGAAUAAAAUGGAUCUCUGCACUAGACAAGAGAGUUCAGGGCCCAGACACAGAGACGAAAGACAAGGACAAACCCUCACUGAAGAGAUUAAAACAGCUCCAUCAGGAAAAGAUUAAUCGGGUACGGCACCAGAACAGGAUCAACGUGCAUGGUACAGACAUUCCCGAUCCACUCUGCACGUUCGAAGAGCUGCAGCAGGAGUAUCAGCUGAACGCACGAAUCAUCGAGAACAUCAAGGCGGCCGGCUUCCAGGCUCCGACACCCAUUCAGAUGCAGGCCAUUCCCCUCAUGAUGCAUAAGCGGGAAGUGUUGGCGUGUGCCCCUACAGGCUCUGGGAAGACCAUGGCCUUCUGCCUGCCUGUCCUCGCCCACCUCCGCCAGCCCCUCAACAAGGGCUUCCGCGCCCUGAUCAUCUCGCCCACCAGAGAGCUGGCCAGCCAGAUUCACAGAGAGCUCGUCAAACUGUCUGAGGGUCUGGGUUUUAGAGUGCACAUGAUCAACAAAGGAGUUGAGGCAGCUAAAAAGUAUGGCCCCAAAUCGGCGAAAAAAUUCGAUAUCCUGGUAACCACCCCCAACAGGCUCAUCUACCUUCUUAAUCAGGAGCCACCUGCCAUAGAUCUCAGCAGUGUGGAGUGGUUGGUGGUGGAUGAAUCAGACAAGCUGUUUGAGGACGGAAAGACUGGUUUUAGAGAGCAGCUGGCAACCAUCUUUCAGGCAUGCUCCUCUCCCAAAAUCCGAAGGUCGCUCUUCAGCGCCACGUUCACCGUAGACGUGGAGAAGUGGUGUCAGCUUAACCUGGACAACCUCGUUUCAGUCAACAUCGGGCCAAGGAAUUCUGCUGCAGAGACCGUGGAGCAGGAACUCCUGUUUGUGGGGGCAGAGAAUGGGAAACUUCUGGCUAUGAGAGAUCUUAUAAAGAAGGGUUUUCUUCCCCCGAUGCUGGUGUUUGUCCAGUCCAUUGAACGAGCCCGAGAGCUGUUCCACGAGCUGGUGUAUGAGGGCAUCAAUGUCGAUGUUAUUCACUCAGAACGCACUCAACAACAGAGAGACAAUGUGGUGAACAGUUUCCGCUCUGGGAAGAUCUGGGUGUUGAUCUGUACGGCACUGAUGGCUCGUGGUAUCGACUUUAAGGGCGUAAACCUGGUCGUCAAUUACGACUUCCCCACCAGCGCUGUCGAGUACAUCCAUCGAGUUGGGCGUACUGGAAGAGCAGGGCACAGGGGAAAGGCCAUCACGUUUUUCACGGAGGACGACAAACCUCUGCUACGGAGCAUUGCUACAGUCAUAAAGCAGGCAGGAUGCCCAGUACCUGACUACAUGAUGGGAUUCAAAAAAAUACACAGUAAGGUGAAACGACGACUGGAGAAGAAACCUCCGAGGAGGGCAACGAUCAGCACCACUCCUCGUGUCGUUAGGAAGAAAAAACGUGGGCAGUUGAAGAGAAAAAAGGGAAAAGAGGGUUCCAAAGAAGGCUCACAGGUGCCUAAAGAGGUCGCAGAGAGCUGAGAUGUAAAGGAGGAAUUAGAUGACCUUAUGCUACAUAUUUCUGUAAAUGUUUGGAAAUAAAACUGCAGCUAAGCAUUUUUA
Molecule: messenger RNA, 1968 nt
Organism: Chanos chanos (milkfish)
Lineage: Eukaryota; Metazoa; Chordata; Actinopteri; Gonorynchiformes; Chanidae
Gene: ddx52
Product: DEAD (Asp-Glu-Ala-Asp) box polypeptide 52
Exons: 15
Coding region: 1-1887 (628 amino acids)
Biological process (GO): maturation of SSU-rRNA
Cellular component (GO): cytosol
Molecular function (GO): ATP binding; nucleic acid binding; RNA helicase activity
Source: RefSeq, a predicted model, not a curated record